GUUGAUAGUUUUGUUGGCGCAAAACACGAAAAUGUAUGAUCCCAAGAUUCUUUUUUUGGUUAAUAUACACUUAUUUCUUGAACAAAAUUAUCUUCCCCCUUCCGUUGUCAAGCACAAAAAUUAUUAUUUUUAGUUCUUAAUUUCCUUUUUCUUCUUUCUCAUCCCUUUACCGUAGACGGCCGUCGGUAAUUGCUCUCCCGUUUUGAUCGCUUUCGUAGAAUAUUCGAAGCUUUUGGCGUUGCAGAUUAUUGGGUUUCUUGAUUCCAUCUCAGUUGGGUCUCUGAUGCUCAAAGGCAUCAUUUGGAAGUUGAUGAAGGACAAGAGUAAAUAGUUAUUUGAAAAUUAAAGAAGAAUUGAAAUGCUGACAAAAUUCGAAGAAAACUGAAAUGCAGAGGCAAUGAGGGAUGGAGUUGGUAAUAACAUGAAGUCGAAAGAACAACAAAGCUCUGAUUCGAGGAAAUGCAGAGGCAAUGAGUUUGGUCGAGAGGUGUCCAAAAUUGCUGUGGCUCAAAUGUGUAACAGUGUAGGGUUUCAAAGCUUUAAGGAGUCUGCUCUAGACACACUGGCCGACAUUGCCAUUAAAUACCUUCAUCAGUUAGGGAAGAUUGCAACAUUUUAUGCUAAUUUAGCUGGUAGAAUAGAGUGCAAUGUCUUUGAUAUAAUCAGAGGGCUGGAAGAGUUGGAAUCAUCACAAGGGUUUCUGGGUGCUUGGCAAUCAGAUCAUUGUCUUGCCAAAUCGGGGUCAGUGAAAAACAUUGUUUGCUAUGUGAAUUCUGUUCAAGAGAUCCCUUUCGCUCAUCCACUACCAUGUUUCCCUGUGAUCAGAAAAAGGGAGUCAAUUCCUACCUUUGUUCAGAUCGGUGAAACCCCACCUAGCAAACAUAUUCCCAGUUGGUUGCCAGCAUUCCCUGAUGCCCAUACGUACAGUCAUUCAGCUUUAUGGAGGAGGAAGCCGAAAGAGCUGCGUGCCGAGAAGAUAGAACUUGCAAGGCAACGAAGGAAGGCGGAGAAAUCUUUGUUGGGUUUGCAACAGAGAUUGGUUUCCUGCGGUUCAGAAAGAAGUGGCAAUGGCGAGAUUGAGUUUUCAGGAGAUGAAAGUAAUUCAUUACUUGGGACAUGUUUUCAAGAGAUAGAAGAUGGAUUUGGAUUGCCUUAUGAAAACACUAGUCCCAAGGAUGGGAUAAGCCAUUUGUCUGUGCCAGAGGUGUUCGCUCCUGCCAUUGAGGUGAUAAAAGGCGGUGGCUGUCCUAAUAGUCAAGACGAGAAGGCAAAGAUUCUUCCUCGUGCGAGGCCUCUUGUUCAUUUUAAGUUAGAAACUUGCAAAACAUUUAUCGGAGGAUCUAUGAAUUCGAAUUCUAAAAUGGGAGGAAUUAGGGAAUCCGUGUUUUGGGUUAGACGAAACGACGAAAGAGAUCAAAAGCAUAAUAACGAAAGAGAUGAAAAGAAGAGGAGAGUUGAAUACAUUCUCAAACAUUCUAUAGAGAAGCCAGAAGAACUCAAUCAAUCAUAAUUAUUGCCAGUUGCUUGCUUCAAUGUGUUAAACUUAAAGCCCUUUCUGAAUCUCUCUUUUCUCUAUUCAAUUUUGCAAUGGCAGAUUGACCUGUGAUCUAAACUCAAAAAAUUAAUUUCUUCCCCUCUUUUUCUUGUUUCA
Cucumis melo (muskmelon) is the source of this 1651-nucleotide messenger RNA. Its product is annotated as transcription initiation factor TFIID subunit 8-like. Bases 398 to 1510 code for a protein of 370 amino acids. The transcript has 3 exons. The record is from RefSeq and is a predicted model, not a curated record. NCBI's taxonomy places the organism in Eukaryota, Viridiplantae, Streptophyta, Magnoliopsida, Cucurbitales, Cucurbitaceae. Gene Ontology annotation, molecular function: protein heterodimerization activity. Gene Ontology annotation, cellular component: transcription factor TFIID complex.